UUGUAUAACCAAAAUCCAAAAUUUUCAAAUAUAUCAAUCCGAUCUAACCAUGGACUUGUGCGUUUCAUAUCGUUGGCAAAUGCAAGGUUGUCGACCUUGCAACAAUCAUUUUCUGGCGUUUCAUCGUCAACGUGGGAAUUUACGACGUCAAGAAUUCAAGAUGAACAUUCGAUUUUUAUCUCCUAAACGCCCUUCCUCAAAAUCCUUCGAGCAGAAUUCUAGGAACCCUUGUUUUCUUCUCCUUAAUUCUUCUGGCAGUUCUUCAGAUUCGCUGGUAUUCUUUCGGUGCCCAUUAUGAAUUUUUUUUUUAUCGAUUGAUUUGCAAAAAUGUCGGAUAUUCAAUUUGGAGGACACACUAUCAAGUCUCACGGUCACGAGCUUGCAAAACUGCACAAAUAUGACUGGAUGAUUCUGUUGCUCCUAGCGCUGAUAGAUGGGUUUUUGUAUAUCAUUGAACCAUUUCAUCGGUAUACUAAUGCAGAUAUGAUGAGAGAUCUUAAGUACCCUUUCAAAGUACAUAGCACCAUACCAAUUUGGGCUGUUGCAGUCUAUGCUGUGAUUCUACCUUGCACCAUAUUCUACAUAUACUAUCUGCACAGGAAGAAUGUUUACGAUCUGCAUCAUGCUGUCUUGGGUAUUAUGUAUUCCAUGCUAAUAGCAGCAGUCAUUACCGAUUCAAUCAAAGCUGCUGUUGGUCGUCCACGACCAAACUUUUUCUGGCGAUGCUUCCCUGAUGGGAUUGAGGUCUAUGAUCCUGUGAGCGGGGAUGUUGAGUGUACCGGAUUGCACAAAUUCAUAAAAGAAGGAUACAAAAGCUUCCCGAGUGGACAUACCUCGUUCUCAUUUGCUGGACUUGGUUUCUUGGCAUGGUAUUUGAGUGGGAAAAUCAAAGCGUUUGACAGAAGCGGGCACUCUGCAAAGCUCUGCAUCGUUCUGCUCCCAUAUCUCGUGGCUGCACUCGUUGGAGUUUCUCGGGUGGACGACUAUUGGCAUCAUUGGACAGAUGUAUUUGCAGGAGCCGUAAUAGGAUCCGUGGUUUCCUCCUUGUGCUACCUUCAAUUCUUCCCAUUUCCACAUGACCGUAAUGGUUGGGGGCCUUAUGCGUAUUUUAGGACCCUGGAAGAAAAUGGUUUUCAGCGCUCUUUAGCAUCCAUGUCAGAUGAAGAAGAAAUUCAAGAUUUGGAAGCUAGGGGCAGGAGACACUGAGGCAAGACUUUCCCCUCUCAGCAUUUUCAUGAGUUAACCAAAUGUAGAAUCAUGGUAUAUAAGUUCACGCUAGCUACUUAGAUUAAUCUAAUCAAUCAGUUUAUGCAUUUCUAUUUUAUAUUUUAUGAUCACUGAAAUUUUUGUUCACCCAUAAAUGAACUUGUUGCACAUAUUAAAUUAUUUAUAAAAAAAUGUGACCCUAUUUUUUUUUUUUUUA
Ipomoea triloba (trilobed morning glory) is the source of this 1423-nucleotide messenger RNA. RefSeq names its product lipid phosphate phosphatase 2-like. The coding region runs from base 328 to 1206 and encodes 292 amino acids. The record is from RefSeq and is a predicted model, not a curated record. Gene Ontology annotation, biological process: phospholipid metabolic process. Lineage: Eukaryota; Viridiplantae; Streptophyta; Magnoliopsida; Solanales; Convolvulaceae. The transcript is spliced from 8 exons. Gene Ontology annotation, molecular function: phosphatidate phosphatase activity.